Heterocephalus glaber (naked mole-rat) is the source of this 3747-nucleotide messenger RNA. It is a transcript of the gene Ypel1, whose product is annotated as yippee like 1. NCBI's taxonomy places the organism in Eukaryota, Metazoa, Chordata, Mammalia, Rodentia, Bathyergidae. The record is from RefSeq and is a predicted model, not a curated record.
CGGGCCCCGGCUCCAAAACAAAGGGCAGGCGGCCCGCGGGGCGGUGGCGGGAGGAUGCCUCGCACCCUGCCGAGGCGCCAACGACCGCAACGCGCCCCGGGCCGCGCCAGGGCCGCCUGAGAGCGGAACCCUCGCUGACCGAGGCCCGGGCCGGAUGGGCGCUGCGGGCUGGGGCGCAGACCGCCGACGGUCGUGAGUUGUGAGGUUUUCUCGCAUCCCAGUGGUGUGGAUAGUGCCACACACCGUCCCAAACAACAACGGCUCUUGUGUACAUUCUCCAGUGUUGCUUUUGUCACAGAGCCCAGCAGAGCUGCAGCUCUUCCAGUGUCAGCCCUGAGCUGAGUGAGGAACGUGCAGCAGACAUGGUGAAGAUGACCAAGUCCAAAACUUUCCAAGCUUACCUGCCGAGCUGUCACCGCACGUACAGCUGUAUCCACUGCAGAGCCCACCUGGCCAAUCACGACGAGCUGAUCUCUAAGUCCUUUCAGGGCAGCCAGGGACGAGCCUACCUCUUCAACUCCGUGGUGAAUGUGGGCUGUGGCCCUGCCGAGGAGAGGGUCCUUCUCACCGGGUUGCAUGCGGUCGCAGACAUCUACUGUGAGAACUGCAAGACCACACUUGGGUGGAAAUAUGAACAUGCCUUUGAAAGCAGUCAGAAAUAUAAGGAAGGAAAAUUUAUUAUUGAGCUUGCCCACAUGAUCAAAGACAAUGGUUGGGAGUAAAGUGGAAAUAUUCCGUUCUCUUUUGAAUACUGUUUUAUGAAAGACUGUGAAUGUAAUGGAGACAUAGAGCAUCCUGGACAACAAUAUUUCUUGAACUUUAACCUCGAAGGCUAGCCACACUGCAACACUCUAAGGCCUCUCUGGGCCAUCUCUGUGGGUAAGGUAUUCCUGUCUGUGUCCUCUUCAUCUAUAUGGUUGUUGCUGGAAGUUUUGAGUGUUCUUUUUCUAACUUCCAAGUUCUAGAGAACAAAUCAACCAACUGACAACUUACCUGCCAAGUUACUUCUUUCUCUUAAUGCCUUCCAUAUAGUGUGGCUGUCUUUCACAUUCAGUAGCAAACCAAGUCCCUCAGACCACAGAUAGGACUCCUUCAACAGCAAGUGUCACAUCUUUUUUUUUUUUUAAAGAGGAAAGUACUGUAGUUUUCUCCCUAUUUCUUGAAACUACAAAUUUGUUAUUCCUCCUGCAGAUGAACUGUGAAAACACAGUAUCCAUUCAAGAAUCUUCCAAAAGCAGUCAACAAAUUUAUACACAAAGGACAUUGUUUUUUAAGCCUGUUUAAAAACAGAGGACACCACUGAUAGCAUUUUAGAUAAGCUAUAAAUAGAGAGAUGUGUUAACAAAUGUCUUAUUUAUUUAUUUAAGCCAUUAGAUCCAUUAUCUAGAAAGCAAGUGAACUAGUUGCUAGAGAAGACCAUUCUGGGGCCUGCAGGGGCCCAGUUACUGAGGAAACAGCCUCCUGGAUCUGGUCCUGGGGUUGUGCCCUUGGUGGUGACAGCAGCUCACAUGUCCAGCGUUGUUGAGUGGCUGAUCCAUGUUGUUAGAGAAUAGGAUUCUGAACCAAGUGUAAGUCCAAUUUCAUUUUUGACCCUGGAUGUACUUGAAGAAAAAGAAUUUUUUUUUUGCCUAUGAAAGAGGCCAGAACCAGCAGGAAAAACCUUCAAAACUCGAGAUUUACCAUAUUGUUUUAAAUUUUUUUCAGAAAAGGUCAAGUUGCAAAGCAGGCUUAAGUAUUCUAAAGAAGACAUUUGGUUUCCUGCAAGAGGCACCCUCCCUGCCUGGCCCUGUCAGGCGGCCCAACACAUAGGAGCCUGCCUGUGCAGUCCCUCAAGGCCUAUGUUUCUGUUGUGGAUUUUAAGUCAUGGCCUGUAUCUUCCAGGGCCUCUGCAGGUCAAUUUGCAGAGAAUGAAGGCCAGAAAACAUUCCCAGUGAGUUUUGGUUUUCACUAUUUUGUACUGACUCAGGGCAGAGGGGCAGGAAAAAGGUCAAGAGAGGCUGAGGGUCAGGAUAGCUCCAACCUGGCAGACAGCUCUCUGCCGUGGACAAAGGUAGUCUAGUGGCAGUGAAAGCAAGCUGGCUGAGGAUAAGAAAGUGACUUCCUAUUCAGUGUUAGCUCCUUGUCCUCAGCCCCAGCCGUGCCCAUUGUAGGCACUCAGCUGCCACCUGGCUCCAGCUCACUGCUCACCCCAAGCUUCCCUUUAUCCAAGACUAAGCCUUGGAAGGUGGGGAACACCAGUGCCCUGGGCCCAGUGGCCUGGCUCGCAUGGCACUGAUGCAUCAGCUCAGCAGGAGCAGCAGUGGUGUAUUACUUUUAAACACAUCCUCACCUUGGCGGACAUCUUGGCAUGGUCUGUAGCCUCUGCCUCUGGCUGUGGUCCAGCAGGCUGGUUUCUCUCAGAGCCAGUUCCCUACAGGCAUACUGGCUUGGCUGUCACUGUAGUCCUAAAUUUGCAAAUGGCUUCACACCCAAGGUGUCCUAGCUCAAGGAAUUGCUCCAGCCAGUGGUGUUGCCAUGCACUGCAAUCUGAAGACAGCGCCUUCAUUCCACUGGCUGAAAUGGGAAGGGUAAAGACACCUUCCUCAAUGGAGGAAUGAGCGCUAGUGAGUGAAAGGUGGCCAAGAGUGACGCUCCCUUCUGCUCUUCAUUCCUCAUGAGUGGGAACUUAGGCCGGAGGCUCAGAGGAUGAAGGAAAAUGGGUGGGCUCCUGUCGUCGCCAGCCUCCCAGGGUGAGCCAAGGCACCCUGAGCAGCCUCCACAGAUGCUUCACUGAAAAUGAGGAAUGAAUUUUCUAGAGUUCUUCAACCAGUUUUGUGCGUGUGUGUGUAUAUAUAUAUACACACACACACACAUAUAUAUAUAUAUAUAUGUAUAUAUAUAGUGUUAUAUUUAAAGCUUUUAUAUGUUCUGGGCAAGUUUACUGCUCCUUCAAUUUGAGCACUUUCGUUUUUGUAUUGUCUUGUGAUGGCGCUGACUGAAAACUUUUUACUAGUAUUCUUAUGACUCGUUUUGUACUUUCUUCUGGAAAAAACAAGCUCCUUUUUAAACCAAAUGAACUGACCAUGAGCUGGCUUCAGGGGAAAUGAUACAAGACUAUAACCAGAUGUGCUGGUGAAGUGCUGGAAUGCUCCACACUCUUAAAUUCCUACACAAUAAAUAUCCUGUGACUUUUAUUUAAAUUAUUUAAAGUAUUUCCUUGAGAACAGUGGGAACUAAUGCCAGGAUUAUGAAUGCAUCUGUAGUACCCUCUGGAACAGUAAAUUUGCUUUAGCAAUGUAGUUCUUUGUUGCUGUUUUAUAUAUAAACACAGUAUUUUUAUAUCUUAAUGCUUAUUGAUGGCAUCUAUCAGAUAUUUGAAAGGAUCAGAAAUGAGAUUUUUUUCCAAAAGUCCUUUAUUCUACCUGAUGACCAUAUCAGGCAAUUAUAAAAUCCAUGUGGUUUUAAUAUCUAGAAAGCUCUAAAAUGAACUACAGAAAUGUCAGCCCUCAUUUGUAAAGGCCUGGGCGAGAAAGAGCAGGGCCUGGGUCCGCUCCUCCUUCCCAGGGCAGGCUCAGGCCACUGAUGAGGCUGCGUGGUCAGGAGGACACAUGGAUGGCAGCCUGGAGGCAGCUGGAGACUCCACCUUGAGGAUGGGACUGACAAGCUCGCGCACACGUACUGCCUUCAGCCUAGCCUGCCCCCUGGCUGCAAGGCCAGCCUUGGUCCUGUGUCCAUGUGAGGUUUAUAAAUAAAGCUUCCUAUGUCAGA